AUGGGCGGCUGCAGGCGCCUCGGCGUGCACUCGAAGAAAGGCCUCAAAGUCUUCGGGAGUCUGGAGAACUUGAACGAAGGGACUCUUCUGUUUCACGUGCUGGACCCCGCAAACCCUCCGCUGCUGUUUCUGGAGGAGGCGCGGGCGUUGCCUCCGCAUUUUUUGUCGCAGUUUUCAUUUUUUUCUUUUUCAAAUAAUUUAUUUAAUUCAAUUCCAUUAUCUUUUAGUGAAGCAGCAGAAGUGGCGAAGUUGGGGGUCGAUGUGCUGCAGCCCCUUGUCUCUUAUCUGCAGCAAAAGGAGACAGAGCAGCAGCAGCAGCAGCAGCAGCAGCAGCGCAGGUCCACCCUCAGCACCAGCAUCGCCGACACAAGCAGCAUCACCGCCAGCAGCAGCAGCAGCAGCAGCAGCAGCAGCAGUUUCAAUAAUAAGUUCUAUGAUGAAUACAGCUGUCUGUGUGUGUUGCCGCUCAAUCCCCACAGCGCUCAGCGCCCAGCGGCGGACUGGAACGCGUUGGUGGGGGGCUGCGGAGGGUUUGCUGCAGCAGGCGCUGCAGCGGGAGCAGCAGCAGCAGGCGCUGCUCUGGAGGUUUUCGUAGAAGGCAGCAAAGUUGCUGCUGCUGCGCUGCAGCAGCAAAUCCAUAAUCAUAUGCUUUCUUUCCUGGGGCCCCACUGGGUCUCUCUUUGCAAACUUCCUGCAGCACAUGUUUGGCCUGGGGGGGCCCUCGACGGAGACAGAGACAUCAUUGACUUGGAGGGCAUUACGCACCUCAUCACGGCGUACUGGAACGAGGUGUUCGAACAAACAGUCGUAGACCCCCAGCUUGUGCACCACCUACAGACCUACGUCAUCCGCUGGGCCACCCAGGACCUGUCCUUCUUUGAUGCUGCUUAUGUUUUAUCUUUUUUGAAAGUCGCCGCUGCGCUGCUACGGGCUUUCGGGGCUGAUGAGGGAGUUUCUCGUCUCGAGGCUGCAGCAGCAGCUGCUGCUGCAGCUGCAGCACUUACUACAGCAAUGGCAGCAGUAGGAGCCACAGCUAGAGUACCCAUAGCAGGAGCCACAGCUAGAGUACCCAUAGCAGCAGCAGUAGCAAUCGCAGCAACAGCAGCAGCAGUAGCAAUCACAGCAGCAGCAGCAGCAGUAGCAAUCGCAGCAGCAGCAGCAGCAGCAGCAGUCGCAGCAGCAGCAGCAGCAGUAGCAAUCGCUGCAGAAGCAGCAGUAGUAGCAAUCGCAGCAGCAGCAGCACCUACAGCUGUAGCAGCAGCUGCUGCUACAGCUGUAGGUGCCGCUGCAGAAGCUGCAGCAGCAGCAGCUGCUGCUGCAGGAGAUAAGGCAGCAGUAGCUGCAGCAGCUGCAGCAGCAGCUGCAACAGGAGAUUCUUAA
This is a messenger RNA of Eimeria tenella, 1380 nucleotides long. Its product is annotated as Chromosome III, complete sequence, related. The coding region runs from base 1 to 1380 and encodes 459 amino acids. NCBI's taxonomy places the organism in Eukaryota, Apicomplexa, Conoidasida, Eucoccidiorida, Eimeriidae. The record is from RefSeq and is a predicted model, not a curated record. The transcript is spliced from 8 exons.